AUUAUUAUUAAGUGGGUUCUCAGCAGGUUUGGAGUCCAGAUCUCUCUCGUCCAUCGUCUCUUUUGCAUCUGAAAUUGAGCUGUAAUAACUGCCGAUUACGCAGAUUCAUCCCUAAUUCUGUGAUUUAUGGACUCACUCAUUGCUCUACGUUAGUAGGAUUUGCAGAAUCGACAUUUUUCCAAGGAACAAUUAAGAGGAUUGAUUGUUUCUUGCCUGAAGAUCUGUCCUGGAGUUUUCGCUAUGGCGGUGGUGGUCCGGGGCGCUCGUGUCGGAUCUAGUGGCGGAUCCCUGCUUCGUAGCUUCUUCAGCUACCGGAUCUUUGUUUCCGCCAUGUUCACGCUCCUCUUCCUCGCCACUGUCUCUGUCCUCCUCUCCUCUGAUCCGUCUCGCAACGAUUCCGUUUUGGAAACGAUGGGAAACGUCCAUGUUCGUCGAACAUUUCUAGCGUGGCAAUCAGAUCCAUUAAAGACUAGGUUGAAUCUGAUACAUAAUCAGGCAAAUAAUCACAUUGCUUUAGUUAAUGCCUACGCUACUUACGCAAGAAAGCUGAAGCUCGAAACAUCGAAGCUGCUCAAGACUUAUGAUGAUUUGGCUAAGAAUUUCUCAGAUCUUCAACUGAAGCCUACUUAUCGAACUGCAUUGUUCGAAUCCGAAGGACCAAUAGAUGAGGAAGUGUUGAGACAAUUCGAGAAAGAGGUUAAGGAUAAAGUCAAGAUCGCAAGAUUAAUGAUUUCGGAGUCGAAGGAGUCCUACGACAAUCAGUUAAAGAUUCAGAAGCUAAAAGAUACGAUUUUCGCUGUCCACGAAUCCCAUUUGAAGGCAAAGAAGAACGGAGCCUUUACAAGCUUAAUUGCUGCAAAAUCGACUCCAAAAAGUCUGCAUUGUCUAGCAAUGCGUCUGAUGGAGGAGAGAAUCGCGCAUCCGGAAAAGUACAAGGAUGAUGAGCCCGAGGCUGAGUUCGAGGACCCGAAUUUAUACCAUUACGCCCUGUUUUCUGACAAUGUGAUUGCGAUCUCGGUUGUGGUGAACUCGGUCGUUAGAAAUGCAGAGGAGCCAUGGAAACACGUCUUCCACGUCGUCACCGACAGGAUGAAUUAUGCGGCUACUAAGGUUUGGUUUAAGAUGAGGCCAAUACAAGGAGGAGCUCACAUCGAGAUCAAACCCGUGGACAGCUUCAAGUUCUUGAAUCCGUCGUAUGCGCCGGUGCUUAGGCAGCUCGAAUCGAUCAAUGUGAGGAAAUUCUACUUCGAAACCAGACCGGAGAACGCCACCAAAGAUGUUAACAACAUGAAGUUUCGAAACCCCAAGUUCCUCUCGGUGCUCAACCAUCUCCGGUUCUACUUACCCGAAAUGUACCCCAAGUUACAGAAGAUUCUCUUCCUAGACGACGACGUUGUAGUUCAAAAGGACCUGACAGCCAUGUGGAAAAUCGACAUGGACGGCAAAGUGAACGCCGCAGUCCAUACCUGCUUCGGUCUGUUCCACCGCUACUCAGAAUACUUGAACUUCUCCCAGCCUCUCAUCAAGGAGAAGUUCAACCCCCAAGCCUGCGCCUGGGCGUACGGGAUGAACAUGUUCGAUCUUGACGCUUGGCGACGCGAGAAGUGCACGGAUCAAUACCAUUAUUGGCAAAACCUGAAUGAGGAUCGGUCGUUGUGGAAGCUGGGGACACUUCCGGCGGGGCUUGUUACGUUCCACGGGACCACGAAGGCUCUGGACAAGUCGUGGCACGUAUUGGGGCUGGGGAUCAAUCCGAGCAUCAGCAUGGAGGAAAUUGACAAGGCUGCGGUGAUCCAUUUCAGCGGGGACAUGAAGCCGUGGCUGGAUAUCGCCAUGAACAGAUACAAACCUCUCUGGACAAAGUAUGUCGACAAUGAAAUGGAGUUCGUGCAGAUGUGCAAUUUUGGAAUGUGACAAAGGUAACAUCACCCUCUUGUUAUUAUUCUUAUUAGUAUUAAAUUAUUAUUAUUUUUAUUAUUAUGUGUAUGUUGUAGCUCCUUGCAGAACGAAGGUUCUUCUAAAAUGGCUACUUCUUUAAGUCAUCACACAAAAAAAAGUUUUGGGUUUUUUUUUUUGGGGGGGGGGGGG
Molecule: messenger RNA, 2088 nt
Organism: Andrographis paniculata
Lineage: Eukaryota; Viridiplantae; Streptophyta; Magnoliopsida; Lamiales; Acanthaceae
Product: probable galacturonosyltransferase 9
Exons: 3
Coding region: 241-1914 (557 amino acids)
Molecular function (GO): polygalacturonate 4-alpha-galacturonosyltransferase activity
Source: RefSeq, a predicted model, not a curated record